Dipodomys spectabilis (banner-tailed kangaroo rat) is the source of this 1609-nucleotide messenger RNA. RefSeq names its product CWC27 spliceosome associated cyclophilin (gene Cwc27). Bases 193 to 1608 code for a protein of 471 amino acids. The transcript is spliced from 14 exons. NCBI's taxonomy places the organism in Eukaryota, Metazoa, Chordata, Mammalia, Rodentia, Heteromyidae. Gene Ontology annotation, molecular function: peptidyl-prolyl cis-trans isomerase activity. Gene Ontology annotation, cellular component: catalytic step 2 spliceosome. Gene Ontology annotation, biological process: protein folding; protein peptidyl-prolyl isomerization. The record is from RefSeq and is a predicted model, not a curated record.
CGGGUCCAUAAACAACAUGGCGGCGUCCGUGAGGCGCUAGCUUCGGUCUGGCUCUGGUGCGAGAUUGUGACCCAGUGAAGCUUUCCCGGGCGGAGUGAACUUGAAGAAUCCGGUACCGGUCGGCGGACAGCUCUAGUGACCGCUCGUCGGCGUGCGUUUCCAGGGAGCGGCAUCUCUGAGCGUUUGGCCAGGAUGAGCAACAUCUACAUCCAGGAACCGCCCACGAAUGGGAAGGUUUUACUGAAAACUACAGCUGGAGAUAUUGAUAUAGAGUUGUGGUCAAAAGAAGCUCCUAAAGCUUGCCGGAAUUUCAUUCAGCUUUGUUUGGAAGCGUAUUAUGACAAUACCAUCUUUCAUAGAGUUGUACCUGGUUUUAUAGUCCAAGGAGGAGAUCCUACCGGUACAGGGACUGGAGGAGAGUCUAUUUAUGGAGCUCCAUUCAAGGAUGAAUUUCACUCUCGGUUGCGUUUUAAUCGGCGAGGUUUGGUUGCAAUGGCAAAUGCUGGUCCUCAUGAUAAUGGCAGCCAGUUUUUCUUUACACUGGGUCGAGCAGAUGAACUUAAUAAUAAGCACACCAUCUUCGGAAAGGUUACAGGGGACACAGUAUACAACAUGCUGCGGCUCACCGAAGUUGAUGUUGAUGAAGAUGAAAGACCACGAAAUCCACACAAAAUCAGAAGUAGUGAGGUUUUGUUUAAUCCUUUUGAUGACAUCAUUCCAAGGGAAAUUAAAAAGAUGAAAAAGGAGAAACCAGAGGAGGAAGUCAAGAAAUUGAAACCUAAAGGCACAAAAAAUUUUAGUUUACUUUCAUUUGGGGAAGAAGCUGAAGAAGAAGAGGAAGAAGUAAAUCGAGUUAGUCAGAGCAUGAAGGGAAAAAGUAAAAGCAGUCAUGAUCUCCUUAAGGAUGAUCCACAUCUCAGUUCUGUUCCAGUUGUUGACAGUGAAAAAGGUGAUACAACAGGAGAUUUGGAUGAUGAUGGAGAAGAUGAAUGUGGAGAAGAUGAAUAUAUUGACAGUGAUGAGAAGAACCUGUUGAGAGAAAGAAUUGCAAAGAAAUUAAAAAAGGACAUAAGUACAAAUGUGAAAUCAGCUGGAGAGGGAGAAGUGGAGGAGAAACCAGUGAGCCGCAGUGAAGAGCUCAGAAAAGAAGCUAGACAGUUAAAGAGGGAAUUGUUAGCAGCAAAACAAAAAAAGCUAGAAGAUGCAACAAAAGUAGAGAAAAGAAAUGAAGAGGAAGAAGCCACUCCAGAUGGUGCUGUGGCAGAAUACCGAAGAGAAAAGCAAAAGUAUGAGGCUUUGAGGAAGCAACAACCAAAGAAAGGAUCUUCCCGGGAAGACCAGACCCUUGCACUGCUGAACCAGUUCAAGUCUAAACUCACCCAAGCAAUUGCGGAAAAUCCUGAAAAUGACAUUUCUGAAACAGAAGUAGACGAUGAUGAAGGAUGGAUGUCACAUGUACUCCAGUUUGAGGAUAAAAGCAGAAAAGUUAAAGAUGCAAGCAUGCAAGAUUCAGAUACAUUUGAAAUCUAUGAUCCUCGGAAUCCAGUGAAUAAAAGAAGAAGGGAAGAAAGCAAGAAGUUAAUGAGAGAGAAAAAAGAAAGAAGAUAAA